Styela clava is the source of this 5117-nucleotide messenger RNA. RefSeq names its product adhesion G protein-coupled receptor L2-like. The record is from RefSeq and is a predicted model, not a curated record. Lineage: Eukaryota; Metazoa; Chordata; Ascidiacea; Stolidobranchia; Styelidae. Gene Ontology annotation, cellular component: plasma membrane. Gene Ontology annotation, molecular function: G protein-coupled receptor activity. Gene Ontology annotation, biological process: cell surface receptor signaling pathway; G protein-coupled receptor signaling pathway.
GUGGUUCCUUGAAAUGCUUGUUAAAGUGAAUGGUGAAAGUAUUACAUGUACAAUAUACUGUGUUAAAAAAUUGAUGCGUUCUAAUCUGAAGACAUUAGCAAUAAUAUAUAUCAAUGUUUUUUUGCUCUGAAGUAGAAGAAAAAUUACAUUUGAAUGAUGCUGCUACAAAUUGUAUUGAUAUCUUGUGUUGUGAAGUCGUCGUUAUCUUUAUCAAGCAAUAUGUGUCCUGGGGAUACUUUGACAUUGAAAUGUCGGGAAAAUCAUAAACUGGAUAUUAUGAGUGUUGCUCUCAUUUCCACUGGACUCGAAUGCGAGCCAGAAGAUGGUUCAAGUGAAAAAUUUUAUCAUAAUUGUUCGUCGAAUAAUAUCUACAAUUCUGUAGUCGAAAGAUGUUACGAUCUUUCAACCUGUGUUCUUACAAAAUCAACAGUUUUGACUCAAUAUUGUAAUUGGCCAUUUAAUAAGAUAUUGAAGAUUAUCUAUCAAUGUCAGAAAGCAAAUACCUGCCCUCGUGAAGUUUUGGCGAUCAGUACUCAACGAUACUCAAGAAAUUUGCAUCGCAGACCUGCUGCAUGGUGCCUUGAUGCCAGUCAACAAUCAGGCUCUAUCUAUCUUAUGCCAUGGGCUCAACAUGGGGAAACAAAAGCUGUUUAUGGAUUUAGUACUUUAAAAUCAUUUGUGAUGGGACAUCCAUCAAGUAUUUACCGACUUCCAGUUGCUGCCGCGGGUACGAGUCUUGUUGCGUACAAAGGUUAUUUGUAUUACAUCAAAAAUAGGACAAGGGACCUCACAAAAUACAGUUUGGAAAAUCGCAGAAAGAUUGCAGAAAAGUCCAUUGAUGAUGCAUUGUAUAACCAUGAGAUAGACUAUUCAGGAUUGAUGGGGAGUAGUGAUAUAGAUCUUGCCAUCGAUGAAAAGGGAUUGUGGGCAAUAUAUACUACGGAUCAUAGUGAAGGAAAUCUUGUUAUCUCAUUUAUUGAUGCAGAUGACUUGACUAUUCUUUCAACUUGGAUUACUGAUAUCCCUAAAAAAGAAGUUUUGAAUGCUUUCAUGGUUUGUGGUAAUCUUCAUGUCAUCAAUAACAAAACAAGACGUAUGUAUAAGAAGUAUGAUACAGGAUCUGGUAAAACAGUGGAGAUUCCAACUGAUAUUAACAUUACAUUACCAUGGCAAGAAACAACAUCGGUUAAUUACAAUCCACGGGAUAAUACAUUAUAUGUAUGGAGUACUUCACAAGCUAUCAUAUUUACUUUGGACUUAAAAACUAGCAACGAAGUAAUUGCGACAAAUAUUCAACAAUCUUCUUCAAUACAACAUGAUUAUGAUCAUGAACGAUUUCCUACCACUACAAUGAUAAAGAAUGAUUCUACAAAGUCAACUAAAGCUCCAACUGAACCAGUGCAUGAAUUCAUGAAACCAUCACCCAUGAAUUGUCCAGAGAGAAUUUAUGACGAUGUAUUAUGGCCUGAAACUGCACCAGGGAAAACAGAAAAGAAUUACUGUCCUAACGGAGCUAGAGGAUCGUCAAGCUGGACUUGUAUGAUUGAUCAUAUGAAUGGAAGCCACUGGGAAGAAAGGGGACCCAGUUUUGAUAAUUGUGCCGCAUGGACAAUUGAAAUUGAUAAACAACUACAACAAGAAAAUUCUUCCAUUGUUGUUCAUAAAAUUGCACAACAAUUAUCAGAUGUUGUUGUAGCUUUGAAACAACGCGAAACACGGUUCAGAGCUGAAGAUCUUCAACAUAGUACAGAAAUCAUGAAUGAAAUUACAAAUAUUGCCAAAAGUUUUUCAAGUUUUGAAGAUGAUUUUAAUAUUACACAAGAAGGACCAGGUGAAAUUAUAGAAACGGGAGACAGAGAAAAAUUUGCACAACUUAAUCAGGCACUCCUACAUUCUGGAAGUGACCUGGUUGAUGAAAGCAUGUCUGAAACAUGGAAUGAACUUGAGGAAAAUGAAAAAUUGAAGAUUGGAAAUGUUAUUAUAAAAAGUAUCGAAGAAACUGCUUUCUUACUUGCAAUACAAGAUGAAAAAAUGUUGGAAGUUGACGAAAAUAACAAUAUCAUUUCUCAUUUUGCUGAAGAAAAUAAUAUUUUACUUGAAAUUCAAGUGCAGAAGAUUGAUGAUAUCAAAAAUAAAUCUAAUAAUGCGGUUACUAAGGAUGUUGCUUUUCCGAAUUUCAAGUUUCUCCAUGAAACAAAUGAUUGGAAGAAUAUCACUGAUUCAAUCACAAUAUCUUCACAAGAUAUUGAGAAUAACCAAGUCAACGGAACUACAAAAGUUGUGUUUGCGAUGUACAACGGACUAGCAGAACUUAUCAGCCAACGAACAAUCAUUGAUGAAGAAAACAAUUUUCAAGAUUAUUCAAAAGUUAAUUCUAAAAUAAUAUCAGCAACGAUACAAUCCACUGAUCAUUCAACUAAACUUAAACAACCUGCAUUAAUUACUUUGGAACAUAUUCAGCCUUCAAACCAGAGUCAUGUAUGUGUUUAUUGGAAUACUAAAGCAAAGAAUUUAUCCGAAAAUUGGUUGUCAGAUGGCUGUACUUUGGUGAGCACCAACUCCUCUCACACAGUAUGUUCUUGCGAUCACCUGACCAGUUUUGCCGUGCUUGUCAAUCAUCAAGGUUUUAAAUUAGAUCAGCAUGUGGAAAUAUUAGAUUUAUUAACAUGGAUUGGACUCUCUAUGUCACUGUUCUGCCUGGCAUUGAGUAUAGUGACCUUCAUGUAUUUCAGAUCCUUACAUUGCACAAGAACAACAAUCCACACUAAUUUGUGCAUUUGUCUGUUUUUGUCACAACUUAUAUUUGUUGCUGGGAUUGACCUCGUCAAAUUUCCAAUAUUAUGCUCAGUUGUGGCAGGAGCUUUGCAUUAUUGUUUUCUUGCUACAUUUGUGUGGAUGGCAUUGGAAGGUUUUCAACUGUACGUUAUGUUGAUUGAAGUAUUUGAGCGAAAUACAAACAUGGCUUGGUAUUAUUCAAUUGGAUAUGGCAUUCCUGCAAUCUUCGUUGCAUUAUCUGCUGGAUUGAAUCCCGUUGGAUAUGGUACUGACACUGCAUGUUGGCUCAACACUGACAUAGAUGAUACAAUUGGAACGAUAGGUGGAUUCACACCAUUCAUCUGGGCUUUUAUUGUCCCUGCAACAUUGGUUGCAGUAGGAAAUGUCGCAUUUCUUUUUCUAACAGGGAUCACAAUGUACAGGCAUGGAAGGAAAUAUAUAUUUUAUUCAAAGUUACGCGCAAUUCGGAGUGCACUUCGUGGAACUUGUGCUUUACUUUGUUUACUCGGAACAACAUGGGUGAUCGGCAUCUUAUGGUGGUGGGAAAACAUGAUUACAUUGCAAUAUUUAUUUUGUAUAUUCAACGCCUUUCAAGGAGUUUACAUAUUUGUAUUUCAUUGCUUGAUGCACAAUAAGGUUCGUUAUGAAUACAGAAAAUUUUUUUCAAAAUGCGUUGGUGAGAAUUACACAGAUUUAUUAAAUUCUACAUCUUUAACAAUGAAAUAUACUGGAAUGAGACGACGUUCUUCACAAUUAUAUUUUGGACAGAAAAGGAAAAAUUCAUCCAGUUUUAAAGGAAUUGUUCGUCCUAAUUUUGAUGAUAAAGUACAAUUGAGAAGAGGAUCAUAUGCGACAAAAACAAAUUUCAAUGAAGCGUCAAAAUAUUUCACACCACAAGAUCGUGCAUCUAUGCAGAUAUUAUUGACCAGGCGAGACAGUGUUGCCAGCCCACAAGCGAUGAAUUUUUCAACCAUGCCUGAUGCUCCACCCACACCACACCCUCGUACAUUCUCAACUCGUUCUUGUCCAGGAAUUAAAAUACAGUGUGGAUCGUACAACAAUCAAAUAUCAGAACCUUUGAAGAGGUGUCUUUCAGAAAGGCGAUAUUAUCGAGGAAAAUACAAUGUACCAGUAAGUGAAGGUGUCAGUAGACUGUUAAAAUCUGCUAGUUCAACACAUAGCUUGGUUGUGCCAAGCAGGUAUUUAACACUAGGGCAGACAGAUGAUGAAUCCGGGACACCAACAAAUUCAGAAAUCAAACUAACAAGCUCAAGUUUACCAAAAGAAGUUUCAAUCAAUCAUAGACCUCGAAUGGUGUUACCAUUGCUUCCACCAUCUGGGCCAAAUGCACCAAUAAAAGAAUUUAAACUUGUGGACAAAAGAUUAGCAAAAUUUCGUCGAAUGAAUUCAUCAUCAUCACCAAUGUUGGGCCGCUCGGCAUCAUUAAAUGCUGCGGAGAAAAAGCGAAGAGAUUUGAGAAAACUGCAGAUGGUUCAUCCUCAACUUGCACAUGCAUCAACAAGCGUACCGGACUUGAUGUCUCAGUUGAGUGCUAAAAUUGAAAGCAGAGAUAUAUCUCAAGUUUUAUUGAUGUAUUUGGAUAAAGAUGGGACUUUGAAUAGACAGAAAAUAAAGGAAGCACAUAAUAAAGACAAUAAAGACUAGGAAUAUAUAAUUCACAUCACAGAGAGAUGGAGGUAAAUGCAGAUGGAGCAAGAUUGGAUUGGUGUCUUCCAUGUUAUUCAUUGAACAUGAGGUAUACCUACGAAUUGCUCUGCAACUAAUGCAGUAAUCGAUUUCACAUUUUCAGUACUUGAAGUCACUAGAAUCUAGUGAUAACUAAGAGACUUGAUGUUCCACAAAAAAUUUUACUAUUUUUACUCCAACACAUACUGUAGUCAAUCGGUCGAUUUACUGACAAACCGGUUUUCAGCUAAUGGAUAAGGCCUUACUAACACAGAUGGAAAUCGCUAUGGUGAUGAUACUGAUGGAAAUAAUCAUUUGACAGAUUUCUGUUUCUGACAUUGGCAAUUGCUGUUAGUCAUUUGACCUUUGUGUCCCAUGUUCGUUCAUUACACUUUAGUUUCUGGUAUAAGGCAAUAUGAUUUUUUCAAAUUUCAACAUAAUACCUUUUCCAGAGAUGAAAAUAUUUCGAUUCCUUAGGGAUUUUCGCCUAUUCUAGUAUUUAUAGCUGAUCUUAUGUAUCUUGUAUUCUCCAAUGCAAAUGGUGUGUGCAGCCCCACUCGUAAAGGACAAUUUUGUCAAUAGCAUUGUCUUUGUAGUUUUACUGUUCCAUUUUUUUAUCAAUGUUUUUAUUUGUAAUAAAGGUGCCUAGAAUGUGA